This is a messenger RNA of Morus notabilis, 1951 nucleotides long. Its product is annotated as NADP-dependent glyceraldehyde-3-phosphate dehydrogenase. The transcript has 9 exons. Gene Ontology annotation, molecular function: lactaldehyde dehydrogenase (NAD+) activity. The record is from RefSeq and is a predicted model, not a curated record. Bases 160 to 1650 code for a protein of 496 amino acids. Lineage: Eukaryota; Viridiplantae; Streptophyta; Magnoliopsida; Rosales; Moraceae.
ACCAAAAUCCUACCAAAUCAUUAACCCAAACCAGUCACACAUUGAAGUUGCAUUUUCUUUAGUGUUUCAAUUCUUGGGUUGUUUUUCUUUUCUGGGGUUUUGAGCUUUUUGGAGUUUUUUUUUUUUUUUUCCCUUUUUUUUUGGUCAUUACUAUUCAAUAUGGUUGGGACUGGAGUGUUUGCAGAGAUAUUGGAUGGGGAUGUGUACAAGUACUAUGGUGAUGGAGAGUGGAAGAAGUGUGCUUCUGGUAAAAGUGUUGCCAUAAUCAACCCCACUACCAGAAAGACUCAGUACAAAGUUCAAGCAUGUUCCCAAGAGGAGGUGAACAAAGUGAUGGAAAUAGCAAAAGCAGCACAGAAAUCAUGGGCAAAGACUCCUCUUUGGAAGAGAGCAGAGCUGCUUCACAAGGCUGCUGCUAUUCUUAAGGAACACAAGUUUCCAAUUGCGGAGUGUCUUGUCAAAGAGAUUGCUAAACCAGCCAAAGAUUCUGUCACUGAGGUCGUGAGGUCUGGAGAUCUGGUGUCUUACUGUGCCGAAGAAGGGGUUAGGAUUUUGGGAGAAGGGAAGUUCUUGGUUUCCGAUAGUUUUCCCGGAAAUGAGAGGACAAAGUACUGCCUCACUUCAAAGAUUCCUCUCGGGGUGGUUUUGGCGAUUCCACCAUUUAACUAUCCUGUCAACCUUGCUGUCUCAAAAAUUGCUCCUGCUCUUAUAGCCGGAAAUUCCCUUGUGCUUAAACCCCCAACUCAGGGAGCUGUUUCUUGUCUCCACAUGGUGCACUGUUUUCACCUAGCUGGCUUUCCGAAAGGCCUUAUCAAUUGUGUCACUGGGAAGGGAUCCGAGAUUGGUGACUUCCUUACCAUGCAUCCUGGGGUAAACUGCAUAAGCUUCACUGGUGGAGACACUGGCAUUGCGAUUUCAAAGAAGGCCGGCAUGAUCCCUCUCCAGAUGGAGUUGGGAGGAAAAGAUGCAUGCAUUGUGCUCGAGGAUGCCGACUUGGAUUUGGUUGCGUCGAACAUUAUUAAAGGCGGCUUUUCUUACAGUGGACAGAGGUGUACUGCUGUUAAGGUUGUAUUAGUAAUGGAAUCUGUCGCUGAUGCCCUUGUCGAGAAAGUGAAGGCAAAGGUGGCAAAACUGACAGUUGGACCACCAGAGGAAGACAGUGAUAUCACUCCAGUUGUUUCCGAGUCGUCUGCGAAUUUCAUCGAGGGAUUGGUUAAGGAUGCAAAAGAGAAAGGUGCAACAUUUUGCCAGCCAUACAAGAGAGAGGGAAAUCUCAUCUGGCCUUUGUUGUUAGAUCAUGUCAGGCCCGACAUGAGAAUUGCAUGGGAGGAGCCAUUUGGACCCGUUUUACCAGUCAUUAGGAUUAACUCUGUUGAAGAAGGAAUCCACCAUUGCAAUGCCAGCAAUUUUGGACUCCAGGGUUGUGUCUUCACAAGGGACAUCAACAAGGCAAUGUUGAUCAGUGAUGCAAUGGAGACAGGGACGGUUCAGAUUAACUCCGCACCAGCUCGUGGACCGGAUCAUUUCCCAUUCCAGGGUAUUAAAGACAGCGGAAUUGGGUCACAAGGAAUCACCAACAGCAUCAACAUGAUGACCAAGAUCAAGAGCACUGUUAUAAACUUGCCAACUCCUACUUACACUACGGGCUAGUUGUGUUAAUCACCCUUUACGGAAUGGGAUAGUGGCUAAUACUUAUGUAGUGUAUGUGCACGUGAAUUUAGUCAGAAAAGACUUAAAUUACUGUAUUUCUCUUUAUUAAUUUUGUCUUAGGCAAAAGUGAAUAAGGAGGAUAGGACUCUUUCAUCAACCAGCUACAUCAUCUGCUAUACAUGCCAGUAUGAUGCAUAUGCUGCUACAGAAAGAAUGAAUUUGGCUUCUCUUUUGCUCGUGUGACAUGUUAGCCAGAAAACUUUUAAGACGAAUAAUAGCAUUGCUAGGUUCUAUGGUCCAA